AUGAGAGCUUCUUUCCUAGGUUCGGGAGUUCUCUCAGCUCUUUUAAUACCAGCCUGCGCCGCUAGCUCGGCUUCUGCUGCCGUUUACGAGCUUUCGCACAGCCAUGGUGCAAAUGAUGUGAGUGCUUCGUUCAAGGCUAGUCAAUUAUAUUUUGCAGAUAAAUUGGACCUUGGUGACUUCUUUGUGGUUGACGAGUCUGAUAUUGAGACGUUAAAUAAAUUGCACCAUAAGGAAAUUGAAUCGUCUAGGCCAAAGCUUUUGAUUGAAUUGAGAGGAGUGGACACCCCAUCCGACUUCUUUGAGAGCCAGGGUUUGGCUCCAACAUUCAGCGUCAAGGACCAUGUAAAGGCCUUUGCUGAUAAUACCGUACACAAACUUGCAUCGAUGCUUGCGUCCAAUUCUGACAAUUCAGGUGCAGCCCAUUUGACCAAAGAGAUCAAGGCAGUUGCUCCCAAGGAAUCUAUUUCCGAGCUCAAGGAAUCUUUCCACCAAUUUGAAGACACCAUGGUUGCUGCGUGGAAACAGUUCACCGGCAAAAGCGACCAUCACAAGCGUGACCAGCGUCUUCUUGACCUCGGGCUUCAGGACUCUGGCUUGAAACUUGUGAAUGACAAGAAUUUCAUCAAUGAUCUUGCUUCCUUGAUGAAUUUGAAAGCCUGUGAUGUUGCUGAGAAGUCUGUGCUUUUUGUCAAGUCGAUGUCACUUCUUUCGAUUGGUCGCAAGAUUGGGUACGACACAAAAACCUACAAGUUGUCCAAAAAGGCCCUUGGAGACGUGCUACUUGAAUUACAAAAGAAGUUUGAUGUCACUAUUAUUGCUGUUGGACUUGACUCCGUGCUCCAUGAAGACCAGCAGGCUGCCUUGGAGAAACGUAACGCUGAGUUGGAGUCUUUGUUCACAACUUUCGAUAAGCGUACCACCAGUGGUGCUUGUUUCAGCGAUGAAGAAGCCUGUAACAAGGCAACUUCAAACUGUUCUAGCCAUGGCCUGUGCAAAGAAUCUAAGAAAGGCUGCUGGCAAUGUGCUUGUAAGGCCACUUACGACAAGGAGAAGAGCAAGACAACCAAGUGGAGUGGUUUCGAUUGCGGCAAGAAGGAUAUCUCUGCUACCGCCCAUCUCUUGUUGUGGACCUCUGUAGGGUUGAUCUUGUCUCUCGCAGCAGGUGUGAGGCUUCUUACCUCCAUUGGAAAUGGUCCCUUGCCUGGAGUGUUGGAGGCCGCCACGCAAGUCAAAAAGACAAGCCAAUAG
Molecule: messenger RNA, 1248 nt
Organism: Candidozyma auris
Lineage: Eukaryota; Fungi; Ascomycota; Pichiomycetes; Serinales; Metschnikowiaceae
Exons: 1
Coding region: 1-1248 (415 amino acids)
Cellular component (GO): endoplasmic reticulum
Source: RefSeq, a predicted model, not a curated record